Molecule: messenger RNA, 4200 nt
Organism: Phycodurus eques (leafy seadragon)
Lineage: Eukaryota; Metazoa; Chordata; Actinopteri; Syngnathiformes; Syngnathidae
Gene: tdrd6b
Product: tudor domain-containing 6
Exons: 1
Coding region: 1-4200 (1399 amino acids)
Biological process (GO): spermatogenesis
Source: RefSeq, a predicted model, not a curated record
AUGUGUUCCAUUCCCGGGCUCCCGACGCCAGGAUCUGAAGUAACCGUUGGCAUCAGGAGGGUCAACCCGAACCCAAAAUGCGGUCUUGUGGAGCUUUGGGUCAACAUUGAUGACGGCAGUAAGCAUGCCUACGAGCAGAUGAAGGAGCAGAUUCAGCUUCCGAAAAGGAAGUUUUGCGGCUCUGAAGGAAAAACAGGGGAUCUGUGUCUGGUUUGCAUCGGCAACAUGUGGCACAGGGCUCGCAUCAUGUCCAGCCAAAGCGAGACAUGCAAGGUCUUCCUUAUCGACCAAGGACAGUCUUACGUUAGCACGUGGGAUGCUCUGGCGUGGGGUCAGUCUGACAGCUUCUUCCUUCCUCCUGAAAUUGAAUCCUGUAUCCUCGCCAACAUCCUUUCUGUCAAGGAGAACUGGUCCAAAAAAGCUACCAAGUUCUUGACGUCCCUGGCUGGAAAGACGCUGAACGGAGUGGUCAAGCAUGUCUUGAUGCCAGACAGGACUAUUCUCCUCGACAUACCCUUAGUCUCUAAGCAAAUGUGCACCCUUGGCGCUAUAAGGAAGGUCCCGGCAGACGACUUCAAAGGAGUUGUGCUUGAAUGCUUGACUUCGCCCAAAGAAGAUGCACCUGUCACCGCCUGUAACGUGACUCUGGAUCGGCGUGCGAAGGUCCAACUUGAUGACCGCUACUUCUACCCUGAACUCCUCUGUGGGAUGUACGAGACGGUUAACGUAACAGAAGUCACCGAUCCUGGUAACAUAUUUUGCAAUCUGCAGAUUUAUUCCAAAUCAUUGAAAACUUUGUCAGAAGAGAUCCAACAGUUCUACAAGGAGUCCUCAGAAUCCAAAGGGGAACGGCCGCAAACUUACGGAGAACCAUGUGCGGCCAGAGGGAGUAACGGCAUGUGGUAUCGCUCGUUACUAAAGCAAAACAUUGGACCCAGCGAUGAACUUGUGGAAGUUGCAUACGUAGAUGUCGGGAAAACCGAGCUUGUUUCAGCAGGAUGCAUCCGACACAUGGCGAGGAAAUUCCUGAGAAUGCCCGUGGUUACGUAUCGCUUCUCCCUAUAUGGAGUGGUCGAUGACUGUACCGGAUGGACGGCAAACCAGAAUGAAUAUUUGAAGUCGUUACUGCUGGACAAGACAUUUGUGGCAAAAAUAGAGAAGCAUUUCCAAGAGACCUAUAGUGUCAUGCUCUAUGCUGGGAAUGCCCAAUGCAUGAACACCUGUUUCACGGAGAAAGCAAAAGUUGUCCCACCUGCUCUGGCUGAAGGACAGCAGAAAGAUGUCCAGAUUGAACCCCCGUCAGAGGAGCAAGAUGUGCACUUUAAGAAUCUUGUCAGCUCAACUGUCAAGAACUUACAAGAGAAAGCCUUGUCGCGUACAGAGAAUGGAUUAUAUAUGGGCAAUGCUGACACUGUUCCCUCUUCUGAUCCCAGUGAUUUUAACACCACAGAUGACCAACAUCUUUCUCAAAGCUUUCAUCAUGAACAUGUGUUGUCUGUUGGACGCACUUUAGACGUGACUGUAUCCUGUGUCGAAGGUCCUCAGAAGUUCUGGUGUCAGAAAACAAAAAGCGGAGAGUCUCUGCGAAGGCUGAUGAAAGGCGUGCAAAACCACUACGCCUCUGUCCACCCUCUGCCCAUUGUAAAGUCCCUCUGUGUCACUCGUAACCCAGAUGAUGGUAUGUGGUACCGGGCAAAGAUCAUUACAAACCGUCAUUCCCCUGAAGUGGACCUGCAGUUUUUGGAUUAUGGUGGUACACGAAGGGUGCCCCUUGGAGAUGUCUUUCCCAUUGACCCUGCCUUCCUGGAGCUGGAAGCGCAGGCCUUUCAGUGUCGCCUAGUCAACCCAAAGGUGAAUUCCUCAUGGACUGCUUCUGCGUCAGCAGAGUUUCAAAAGUUUUUGGCGGCGGGUGAUUCUCAACAUGCUGGAUUCAAAUGCAUUGUAAAAGACAGAACUUGUGAUGAAGAGGGCCAGCCGGUUAAUGUGGUAGACCUUGAAACUCCAUCCCAAAGCGCUUGGAAUGUGCUCUCUCUUGUCCCUAUGGAUACAUAUAAUUAUUCCACAUAUGAUAUGGAAUUGGGCACAAAAGAGAAGGUGUGGGUAACCUUUUCAGAGACCGUACACAGCUUCUUCUGCCAGCUGAACAGAAAUUCUCAUUUGUUUAACAAGGUGAUGGAAGAUGUUCAACAGCUAGUCAGCAAGUCACAGUGUUCAGGUGACCUCGUCAGAUCCGAUGCCCUUUGCCUUGUGCGUUAUUCUGACAAUGAAUGGUACAGAGGAAAAGUGAUUCAGACAUCCCCGGAACCCAAGGUGCUCUUUGUGGACUAUGGCGACACCCUCACAGUGAAUUCGUCUCAUGUUCGACCUUGGCCUGCCAGUGCAAGCGCGGCAAAGUCCGUCCCUGUACUGGCCGUUGCUCUCGGACUUUUUGGUGUUCCGGCUGACGUACCGCAAGAGGUCAACCAGUGGUUUGCAAAUCAUGCCGUCGGCACAACUGUGACUGUUUCUGUGGUGGACAGAGGCGACAGCGGGAAGCUAAUGGUGGAGGUAUUUGAAGGGCUGCUGAACGUCAAUGUAAUUGUCCGAGAGAAGGUAGCGCACGUGAAACGAGCAAAGACCAGCCAAGGUAUACGGGCCGACCAGGUCUGCUCAAAACAGGUCACCACACCAGAUGAGGACUUUCUAACUGAAGAACUCAAUCGUAUAUCAAAUCUGGGAGAACAAAAUAAAGACCAAAACGGCAAGGGAGCAUGUGCUGUAGAUGAGCCAUUGUUGGAGAGGCCUCAGUACACAACUCUUGUCGCUAUAGCGGAGUGUGAACAUGAAAAGAUGCUCAAUGAGGAAAGCACACAAUGUUUGAAUGUCACUCCAAAGGUUUUGGUAAAGACUCCAAAAGACAUCAAUUCCAAUGAUGCUGAAAUGUUACAACCUGAGAAGAGCUAUGCAUAUCACAUGCCAAUCAUAUCUCACCACAAGUCCGAGGAGAUGUACGCUUCCUGCAUCGUCGGACCCAGUUAUUUCUGGUGUCAGUUCGCCCACACCGAAAACCUGAAUGCCGUGUCGAGCCUUGCCCAGAGCAUCGGAGAGGCUCUACAGGAUUCAGAGGUCCCCAAGAGUUUGAUUCCCGGCAGCCCGUGCCUUGCCCUCUUUUCCACUGACUCCAAGUGGUAUCGCGCUGAAGUGCUUCGCAGGAACGACAGCACUGUCUGCAUCCUGUUUGUGGACUAUGGAAACGAGUCUGAGGUGGACAUUAAAGAUGUGAGAUACCUCCCAUGUUCUCUGAUGGAAUAUGUGCCUCAGGCCUUUUUGUGCUCUCUGGAUGGAUUUGAUGAGUCCAAGGGCUCCUGGGAUGAUGAAGUUUACGACGACUUCUACAAUCUCCUGGUGGAUAAGCCCCUUGCAGUUACUGUGGUCAGUGCUAAAAACAAUUCAGAGAUUGUGCUUCAGGAACACUCUGUAAAAAUUAAGUGUGAAGGUACAGAUGUAAACGAGGUCAUGCAAAAAUACUGGAAACCCAUUUACACUCAGACUGAAGAUAUUCAAGCAGCCUAUCCACCACAACCCUCUCCCCCAAACACAGAGUCCAACAUGACCCUCCUUGAGGAGAAUGCAAAUGUUUCCAUGUACAAGAAGCCAAAUAUCUCCCCAAAUAAGUCUGAGAUGGUCUACGCCUCAUGUGUUGUAGACCCAAAUUUCUUCUGGUGCCAGUUUGCCGACACGGAUGCUCUCGAGCGGUUGUCCAUUCUUGCUGAGGAAGCGGGACGAGCUGAGCCGCACUUGAAUUCCCUCGAGACCCUCAUUCCCGCUAGUCCGUGUCUCGCUUUGUACUCUGUUGACCGCCAGUGGUAUCGAGCGCAAGUCAUCUCAAGAGAGGACCGCAGAAUCCAUGUGGUGUUCAUCGACUAUGGCAACGAUUCAGUCGUCGACGUCCGAGAUGUCCGACAGCUGCCUUUGAAUCUGCGAGAGCUCGCCCCUGAGGCCUUCUUGUGCUCUUUGAGGGGCUUUGGCGCGCCCAAAUGGGAUGACGGAGCCUGUGAGGAAUUCUUCAGUCUUAUUAUUGACAAACCACUACGAGUGUCGGUUUUUCAUGUGGAAAACCAUUUAGAGGUUGCGCUUCCUCAGCAUGCCGUGGAAAUAGUGUGUGAAGGGAUUCAUGUAAAUCAAAUGAUGGCGAAAUACGGCAAAGAAAAAGAUGCAUAG